Cajanus cajan (pigeon pea) is the source of this 537-nucleotide messenger RNA. The record is from RefSeq and is a predicted model, not a curated record. NCBI's taxonomy places the organism in Eukaryota, Viridiplantae, Streptophyta, Magnoliopsida, Fabales, Fabaceae.
UCUGUGGAUGAAACUAUUGAUCUUGAGAACUGCAGAAAAAAGUGCUUGAAUAAUUGUUCCUGCAUGGCAUAUACCAAUUCAAAUAUAAGUGGAGCUGGCAGUGGCUGUGUCAUGUGGUUUGGUGAUUUAAUUGACAUCAAAUUGUAUCCAGAUUCAAAAAGUGGACAGCGUCUAUAUAUAAGGUUGCAUCCUUCAGAACUAGAUUCUAUCAGGCACAAGAAGUCUAAAAUAAUAUCUAUAACCUCCUUUGCUGCAACUAUAGGAGUUAUACUUGCUAUUUAUUUUGUCUACAGAAGGAAAAUUUAUGAAAAGUCAACGGAAGAAAAUAACUACGAAAAUUAUGCGGAUGAUCUGGAUCUUCCAUUGCUUGAUUUGUCCAUAAUCAUUGCAGCCACUAAUAACUUCUCAGAGGGGAACAAGAUUGGAGAAGGUGGCUUUGGACCCGUAUAUUGGGGAAAAUUAGCCAGUGGGCUAGACAUUGCUGUGAAGAGACUUUCAAAGAGCUCAAAUCAAGGGAUGAGUGAGUUUGUAAAUGAA